Molecule: messenger RNA, 766 nt
Organism: Zophobas morio
Lineage: Eukaryota; Metazoa; Arthropoda; Insecta; Coleoptera; Tenebrionidae
Exons: 7
Coding region: 32-766 (244 amino acids)
Cellular component (GO): membrane
Molecular function (GO): sugar transmembrane transporter activity
Source: RefSeq, a predicted model, not a curated record
UAUAAUUGUAUAAGACCAUAGUUUAGUUGUGAUGACUACUGCAACUCUUGUUUUACAAGAGUAUGUUAUUCCUAGCCUUGGUGGUGCUAUAUCGGUUUUGGUAUUUAUUUCUUCUGUUCCGGCCCUUUACAAAGCAAGAAAAAGAAAGGAUUUGGGGGAAAUUAAUCCCAUUCCCUUUGUCGGCAUCUUGGGUAACACAGUUUGUCAAGUAAUAUAUGCUAUUAUCAGUGACAGCAACCCGUAUUUAUUUUUUCCAAACUUUGUGGGCUUAUUAAUUUCUUCAUGGCUAACAAUAAUAGCGUACGGAAUAGUAAAAAGAGAAAAAUUAAAAUUAUUUAUGGAAAUUUUGCUGGAAUUAGAACUUUUGGUUGCUGGUUUGUCCGCCUUCAUUGCUUCCAAAAUUACUGAUUUUUCAGUAAGAAAAACUUUUUACGGAAUUGUAUGCAUCGUCAUUCUGUGCCUUUUUUAUUUUUCUCCUUUGACCACUUUGUAUGAAGUUAUCAAAAAAAAGGAUGCAAGCACCCUUUCCACGCCGCUGACUGUCACAUUAACGGUUAACUGUUGUCUUUGGCUCAGCUACGGCUUCUAUUUAGCUGAUCGAGCAAUUUACAUUCCGAAUGUUUUGGGUCUUCUUUUUUGUGUAAUUCAAAUUAUUGCAAUUCUGCUUUACAAAAGAAAAAAUAGACCUUCCAGUAUCUUUAAAAAGGAAGUUAGUGGAAAAGAUCCCGAAAAUAUUGAUUUAAGGUUUAAUUAUAUUUACAUUUGA